This is a messenger RNA of Bufo gargarizans (Asiatic toad), 875 nucleotides long. RefSeq names its product small integral membrane protein 38 (gene SMIM38). Lineage: Eukaryota; Metazoa; Chordata; Amphibia; Anura; Bufonidae. The transcript has 5 exons. The record is from RefSeq and is a predicted model, not a curated record. The coding region runs from base 544 to 693 and encodes 49 amino acids.
UGAUGGUUAUCAGGUAAGGAGACCAGCUGACUUACAGGACCGGGAGGUGUCCCUCCGAAUGCUGCACCUUGAGCCUGGCAGGAGCCCGGGUGUCUCAUGGGAGACCUGCAGUAAAUGCUCAGCUUUGCUGUAUAGACUGGGACACAGUCAGCAGAGUCAUCUCAUCAUUAUAAGUGCACCAUGGGAGUUUGCAUAAAGCCGAGAAAUGCGUUAGUUUCGUGACUUACACCUGAAGCUAAAUGAAGAACAAGCAGUCAGUAGGACGAGCUUCCACCACGACAUACAGUUCCUUUGGUUGACAUCUGAAUUUUCUAAUUCUCCAUUAGCCAAGCCAAAAGUAUUUACUUAAGUGGGACUCUGAAGCAACCAACUGUGCUGUAAACAUCUUUCAUGAAUUGAGAAGGACAGAUCGAAAACUGAUGCAACAGGGAACCAAAGACCGUGUCUGAGAAACCAAGACCUGCACCCGAUACUUAUUGAAGUCAGCACUGGUGGAUGAUACAGACUGGCUAAAAACGGAGAACCCGGUCCCAAUAACUUAGCAUGGAGGGUUUGAAAAUUGAAUCGUGGAUCCUGAUGUUUUUGCUUGUUAUAAUUAUCCUGUCAAGGUUCAUAUUAUGGUCGUGUCUGAGCAAAUACAUAGACUAUAAACUCUCUAAAAGGUUCCCAACUAGACCAAAGAAAGACUUUUAAAUGUUGGUGAAAAGGAAUGUAUCAUCAGAACAUGACAUAUUUAACAAAGGUUUUUGUUUUAAGCAGAUUUUUUAAAGUUUAUUAUUAGUUUAUGAUAUGAGCCUUAUGUGACUGUGAAAUAUAAACAUCUUAAAAUAUUCCAGAUUACACACUGGCCAUUAAAAACACACAAUACACUGAAA